Rattus rattus (black rat) is the source of this 730-nucleotide messenger RNA. It is a transcript of the gene Fam180b, whose product is annotated as family with sequence similarity 180 member B. The record is from RefSeq and is a predicted model, not a curated record. Lineage: Eukaryota; Metazoa; Chordata; Mammalia; Rodentia; Muridae.
AUGGUGCUGGUGGCGGUGGUCCCUGCCAAAGCAGACUGUUUAAUGGGACGCUGCUCUAGGCUGGGCUGGAACUGGACCACACAUGUAGGCCGCUGACUCAGGCUCCUCCUGCAGCACCGCAUGCCCAGGGAUUUGGAGUGUGCUCAGUAAUGGCUGUGGCAACUCCAUGAUCUUCAGAAAGGGCCUCUCCUUAGCCCUUGGGUUUUCAAGCAUUUGUUCCUUACAGGCUUGUCCUGUGUCUAUUGAUUGCACAGGGCUAGUAAGGCUGAGGAAUGGGGUUGGUGGGCCUAGGUCUUUGCUCUCCUGGUACAGGAAACACUCUGGGACCUGUGCAAGGAUUUCUGUCCCCAGGGCCAGCACCCUUCUUUGGGGUCCCGGGCCUCCAUCGUUGACUGAUCUCCUGACCCUUCCCUUUCACUUGACAUUUUCUCUUCUCCCUUUCCCAUCCUGGGCAAGUGCUCUAUCUAGCUCCUGGUUCUUCUUCUCAGAUCGCUGGGCCUACCUUAGCCCCUGGCUCCUGACCUCCCAUGCUUAUUCCUAGCUGAUCCUUUUCCCUACAUACCUAGCUAAGGCUUAGGUCUAGGCAAUAAGCACAGUGCAUAUAUGUCUGGUGGUCAGGAUUGAAAAGUCUGCUUAACACGCGUGGAAUGAAAAGCUGCCCUUAAAUAGUGUCAGGUCCUUAACUCCUGUCUUGGUGGCUCUGUGAAAGACAGGAACCCUGUAUGCUUGU